AUGAGGUUUGACACAAAUCAGAAAAUCAUCACAGCUGAGUCUGGACAGGACGUCACUUUGCCAUGUCGAGCUCCAAACAGCAACAUCAUUAUUGUUCUAGAGUGGAGCAGAGCUGACCUGGGAGAGAAAUAUGUUCUUCUGUUCCAGGAUGAGCGUUUCUAUCCAGAUCAACAGCAUCCAUCUUUUAGGAACCGGGUGGAUCUGCAGGACAGACAGAUGAAGGAUGGAGACGUGUCUUUGAUUCUGAAGAAAGUGACGAUUAAUGAUACUGGAACAUAUGAGUGUCGUGUCUUUAUGAGAGAAAGACACCACAGGAAGAGAGGUCAUCUGAAGACCGACCCCAUCAGCAUCAUUGACCUGAGUGUUGUUCCUCCAGAACAAAAAAACAUCACAGCUGAGUCUGGACAGGACGUCACUCUGCCAUGUCGAGCUCCAAGUAACAACAUCAUUUUAGGUGUAGAGUGGAACAGAGCUGACCUGGAAGAUGAAUAUGUGCUUUUUUACAGAGAUGAACAAUUUGAUCCAGUCAACCAGCAUCCAUUCUUUAAGAACCGGGUGGAUCUGCAGGACAAACAGAUGAAGGAUGGAGACGUGUCUUUGAUUCUGAAAAAUGUGACAAUUAUUGAUAAUGGAACAUAUCAGUGUCGUGUCUUCAUGAGAGGAACAAACGUAAGGAAAAGAGCAAAUCAGGAUGGUGACCCCAUCAGCAUCAUCUACCUGAGUGUUGUUCCUCCAGGUCACACAGGAGGAGACACAGAGGAUGGAGGGAAGGAGGAUGGAGGGAAGGAGGCUGGAUCUGUUGGACUGAUCAUUGGUCUGUCAGUUUCUGCUGUUCUUCUUGUUGCUGCUGUUAGUCUUUUGAUCUACAGAAAACAUAAACAACAGCAGACUCAGGAUUCAUACUAGCCUCCUGAGUAAUUGCAACAUAUUUGAAAUGUCUUUAGUUUUUAUGAUGAUGUUUGGUAAGAGAAGCAUCACUAUGGUAAAAUGGAGUUAAACUGCCCGAUAUCCAUUUAUUUUAUUUUUUUUAAAAUAGCAGGUUGAGAACCAGGAUCUGCUGAUCUGUCAGCGUGAGAGGUAGGGUCCCUGGUAGGGAUUAUAAAAACAAACAUAUUCUUUAAUAUCACUUAGACUGAACUGUAAGUGAUGACUUUGUUUGUUUUGUUUUUUUAUUCAGUAGGUCAAUAACAUAAGAUGAUAUAUAUCAUAUGUUUAAAGUGUUAAAGCCUACACUGUUUAACUAAGUGUGUGAAUAUAUUUGGCCUUCGGUAUUUUGUAAAUAAUAAUACUUAGCAGUAAUAGUAGUAGAAAAGUACUGCACAGCAUCUCCACCACUGUUUUUAUAUUUUGCUUGGAAAUUUGGAGUUAGUUGCAGAUGUUUAUUAAAACGUACAAACAUAUAGAUAUAAUAGAGGGUUUAGGCCAAAACGUUCUAACAAGCUGAGAGUCUAUAUUUGGUGUCAUCAAAGCAAAUCCUUGACUAAUACUUUUCAACUGCAUGUUUCAUAUCCUGGUAUGAUUUUACUGCACUGGCAAUGUUUUGGGAUCACUGUCAUGCUGAAAAAUGUAACUGCUGCCCAUCAGACUCUUUCUAGAUGGUAUUACAUGGUGGAUCAAAAUCUAUUCAUACUUUUCUGUGUUCAUAUCUACAUCAGCUCUAACAAGUUCUCCAACACCACAGAAAUGCAACUUCAAACCAUGACAAAGCCUCGACUGCAGCCCUUAACGAGAUGAGUUUUUAGCUGACACCUUAUUCACAAUCACUUUGUUGUUGCAUAAAUAGUAUUUUAUGCGUUGACAAAGUGUGUCAUUAUUGAGAAUUAUUAUAUAUUUAAUUAAAGAAAUCAAUUAAAUAUACAAUUUUGUGACUGGCUGCUGGUAACAAAGUGCCUAAGUUGUGUGUUAUCUGUAGGCACAGAACUGGUUCAUCCCUUGAGUAAGGAUUGUUUUUUUUAUAUUAUUUUUUAUGGUUGAAUAAUUCAUCAGUCAAUGUUAAGUGUCCUAAAGAACACAAACAAGAUUCCCUGUGUAAACUGGACUGGACUGAAAGUUAUUGGAAACCUUUCAUAACAAACAAACAAUAUUUUUGCAGAGAUCCACAGUUACAGAUAAUUACAGACACUCAACCAAGUACAGAAACACUGUGUCAUAAUCAUGCUGUUAAUAAUCUGCCUAAUAAUGUUCAGGAUCCAUUUAGCAGCUAUUACUGAGUAAGCUUUGUGGUAGAUAUUAUUAUGAAACCAAAGAGAAAUGUUUUUCCAAGUAGCUACAGAGGGAGAUCUUUCCUCUCUCUGAUCUGUGAAGCUUUGACUUUUCCUUCCAUUUAGGAGACUUUGAAGUCUGUAACUUCUGUUUAAAUAUU
Pelmatolapia mariae (spotted tilapia) is the source of this 2362-nucleotide messenger RNA. RefSeq lists its product as uncharacterized. Gene Ontology annotation, molecular function: signaling receptor binding. Gene Ontology annotation, biological process: regulation of cytokine production; T cell receptor signaling pathway. The transcript has 4 exons. NCBI's taxonomy places the organism in Eukaryota, Metazoa, Chordata, Actinopteri, Cichliformes, Cichlidae. The record is from RefSeq and is a predicted model, not a curated record. Gene Ontology annotation, cellular component: external side of plasma membrane. The coding region runs from base 1 to 906 and encodes 301 amino acids.